Trichomycterus rosablanca is the source of this 2123-nucleotide messenger RNA. RefSeq lists its product as uncharacterized. Lineage: Eukaryota; Metazoa; Chordata; Actinopteri; Siluriformes; Trichomycteridae. The record is from RefSeq and is a predicted model, not a curated record. Bases 1 to 1047 code for a protein of 348 amino acids. The transcript is spliced from 2 exons.
AUGGAAAUCCAGAGAGAAUCCUCACAGACGCCUGAGAACGACGGCACGGACCCCAUCACCAGCCUCAUCCACGGAAUCAUGGAGCAGAUCCAGGACUCACCGGGAAGCACCAACGUCCCCCUGUCCCAAAAAGGGGACGAGAAGGUCGGGGGCAUUUAUUCCUGCACCAGCAUCACAUCAGAGGAGCUUAAUGUGGUCUCCUCUCAGCUGACUGACUCUGUCCUGGACGAGAUCAAGGCCACCAACGUCCCCCUGUCCCAAAAUGUGGACGAGAAGGUUGGGGGCAUUGACUCCUGCACCAGCAUCACAUCGGAGGAGCUUAAUGUGGUCUCCUCUCAGCUGACUGACUCUGUCCUGGACGAGAUCAAGGCCACCAACGUCCCCCUGUCCCAAAAUGUGGACGAGAAGGUUGGGGGCAUUGACUCCUGCACCAGCAUCACAUCGGAGGAGCUUAAUGUGGUCUCCUCUCAGCUGACUGACUCUGUCCUGGACGAGAUCAAGGCCACCAACGUCCCCCUGUCCCAAAAUGUGGACGAGAAGGUUGGGGGCAUUGACUCCUGCACCAGCAUCACAUCGGAGGAGCUUAAUGUGGUCUCCUCUCAGCUGACUGACUCUGUCCUGGACGAGAUCAAGGCCACCAACGUCCCCCUGUCCCAAAAUGUGGACGAGAAGGUUGGGGGCAUUGACUCCUGCACAAGCAUUACAUUGGAGGAGCUUAAUGUGGUCUCCUCUCAGCUGACCGACUCCGUCCUGGACGAGAUCAAGGCCACUUUUGGUCAAAAGGAGGAGAAUCAGAAAUCCACCAAGACUGAUCGGAUACCAGACAUCCAUUCAACCUGUGAGAAGAUCAUGGUUCAGCCACGCGUGAAUAUCAGGAUCCCGAUCAGCUUCAAAAUCACUGUAAAGAAGCUACCUGCUAAAGAACCAACCUGCACCGCAGAAAAGAUCAAGAAGAAGAAGGACCAGAUCCUGGGAUUCUUCAGGAGAUCCUGGAAGACCAUGAAGAGGAUCUUCACCAGGAGAUCGAACCGAGUUUCUCCUGCCUAAUUUCCCCACAAUCCCCCAAAUGAUAUUCCCUCCUCAGCUAGAUAGCACGUUCUCAGAGAAUUCGCCCUACAAGAUCAUUUUGGUGAGGAGCAGAAGACUCUGCAGAACUCAGACCAGCUUUUCCACCUUCAGGACUUCAGCUUUUAUCAACAUGAAGAUGCUGUUUCCUUUACUAUCCGCCUGGCACUGCUGCGUUCUGCCCCACGUUGGUCCCUCUAGACUUGGACCGGACCAUCUUGUUCCCUUCCCUUCUUGCUUCUUGGCUGAGAGCUUCGUAGCUGAGAGCUCCGCCGUACCGGAAUGUUCUCCGGUGAUCUUAGGGUCAGGGACUCUUAACGUUCCACAGUCUUAAACUACUCUGUGCAGGAUACGAUCGCUGUUCCAUCUUGGUACCAAAAGUCCUCAUGAUACCAGAAUCUGUGGUUCCUGGUGUUUCUGAGAACUUUUGGUUGCUCAUGAUGGUGUUUUUGGAUUUCUGAAGGAAUUCUGGGACUGUGUGAGCUGAGCUUCAUCUUCUCAGAUGUUGGGCUCCUCCAGUACCAGGAUUCUGGCUGCAACAACUUAAGUGUUAGAUUUCUGAAGGAAUUCUGGGACUGUGUGAGCUGAGCUUCAUCUUCUCAGAUGUUGGGCUCCUCCAGUACCAGGAUUCUUUUUUUUUUAUCAAAGUUUGUUUAUUUUAUUUUUUAAUACAAUUUUACAAAAAAAUAUCAACAAAGAGAAAGUAAUUAAUAAAAAAUAAAAAAUAAAAGGGAAUAAAGUCCCCUUCCCCCCAAACCAGACAUGAGUAUUCAAACUUAAAAUACAGCCAGUAUACAAUAAAUCAAAACAGAAAAUGCCAUCACAUUAAAGUUACAUAUGUUAAUUAUAUCGUCGCGCCGUUAGCCCCCAUCUCCCCAAUAUGUACCAAAAAGGGCUGCCAGAUAUUAUAAAAUUUCUCGGUAGACCCCCGGACAGUGUAUCUAAUCUUCUCCAGUCUGAGAUGACUAGCGACCUCUGUAAACCACUGGCAAUAUGUAGGUGGGGCAGAGUCCUACCAUUUAAAUAAUAUCAAUCUUCUUGCCAGGAGAGAGCUGAAG